Messenger RNA from Dujonia railenensis, 750 nucleotides. Lineage: Eukaryota; Fungi; Ascomycota; Pichiomycetes; Serinales; Debaryomycetaceae. The record is from the annotation of a GenBank genome assembly.
AUGGCUAUCAAGAUGAGGAAGGGCCACCCUGCCUUAGCAAUAUACUGGUUUCUUUACCAGCGUACCAUGACCACUAACCAUAGACCUACAUUGGAAGCAAAGCGAGGUAAGUCGCAGUCUAUACGAGAUACUAUUUCUCAUUCUAGAGCCUUGCCCCAGCAAACCCAGUUGAAGUACAGAUCUGAUAUAAGCAUAGAAGAAGGUACUCGAGCUGUGGAAGAAUUAAAAGCAGAGUUAAGCGGAAAUAAAAGAAUAGCCACAGAGAGCUUAGUACCCUUGAAAAGAAGAAAAGAAGAUGAAGUAAUAAUCCCUAAAGAAACGAAAGAGUUAAUAACUGCUUCCUCCAGGGGCGAUGACGAGGCAGAAUCUGACUCAGAAGUACCAUCGGAGUCAGAGUCGGGGUCCAGCCUGAGCUACGAUUCUCAAUCAGAUUCUGAUUCAGAUGAUGAAGACGAAACUGCUGCUCUAAUAAAAGAGCUACAGAAUAUCAGAAAGGAAAGGGAAAUCAAAAAGAAAGAAGAAGAGGCAAAAAUUACCAAAGAUGCCGUUUUGACGGGUAAUCCUCUAUUAAAUAUAGCUUCACCCUCGACUAAUAGCACCGGAGUAAAGAAAAGCUGGAGAAACAGUACUGCUUUCAACUCAAAAUCUUCGGCAAUGAAUGAGACCGCUAAAAACGACGAUGAAGCUUACACCAAUAACUCAUUGAAAUCCGAUACUCAUAAGAAGUUCAUGUCUAAGUACAUACGAUGA